AUGGGCAGAGGAAAAUCCUGAGGUGUAUAGAAAUCACUUAAGAAUGACCGAGGAGCAAUUCGCAUAUCUUCUAGACAAAGUAACUCCGUUUAUAAGCAAAAAAGAUACUUGGUUCCGAGAAGCUUUAAGCCCUAAAAUAAAACUACAAAUGACACUACGAUAUCUAGCGACUGGAGAUAAUAUAGGUACCUUAAGUGCACUGUACAGAAUUCCAAGAAGCACAUUUUCACGGUUUUUGCCUGAGGUAUGCAAGGCUAUAUACAACGCUUUGGCAGAUUUUAUAAUGGUCCCUAACACAGUUGAAAGCUGGGAAAAUGUGAUGCGAGACUACGAAACUUUGUGGAAUUUCCCAAAUGUGUGUGGGGCUAUGGACGGUAAGCACGUUACCAUCAGGUGUCCUCCAAACACUGGUUCACAGUAUUUUAAUUACAAGAAAGACUUCAGUACGAUACUAUUCGCAAUUGUUGAUGCCAAUUAUAAUUUCAUAUACAUCGAUGUGGGAACCAAUGGAAGAGUAAAUGACGCUGCAGUAUUUGCGAAAUCAACUUUUAAUGAGGCCUUGCAAAAUAAUUCACUGAAUAUACCGGAACAAGGAAUUUUCGUCGCUGACGAUGCCUUCCCAUUGAGAACCAAUAUUUUAAAACCAUAUUCCAGAUGUGGUCCGCUAACGGAAAAACAAAAAAUAUUCAAUUACAGACUUUCAAGAGCUCGUCGCGUUGUGGAAAACACAUUCGGCAUACUUGUGUCGAAAUUUAGAAUCUUUGAGAAACCUAUUCCACUAUCCAUACAAACAACGGAACAAGUGGUGAAGACUACAUGCGCUCUUCACAACUGGUUGCGAAAGACUUCAACUCCCAUACACCCAUACAUCCCGAGAGAUAUGCUGGAUGUUGAAAACUGGGAAGAAGGAAGGGUUCAACCAGGUACCGCUACCCAACAUCCACAUAGUGGUCUUGAGGAAAUAUCCCACGGUGCAUUAAAUAACUACAGCAGGGCAGCAAGAGACGUACGAAAUUAUUAUGCUGAACGUUUUGUUACAACAGACAUUGUACCAUGGCAAUUGAAAAUGAUUUAGUAAUCAACAAAUUAAAAAAAAAAUAAAUAAAUAUCUUGUUUUUGGCUUUGAAAUUGAUAUUUCAUUUGGUUUGUGAAUUAUUAUUAGCAAAAAUUAAUCAUACAUCAUUUUGUGAAAAAGAAA
This is a messenger RNA of Photinus pyralis (common eastern firefly), 1198 nucleotides long. RefSeq names its product putative nuclease HARBI1. NCBI's taxonomy places the organism in Eukaryota, Metazoa, Arthropoda, Insecta, Coleoptera, Lampyridae. Bases 44 to 1075 code for a protein of 343 amino acids. The transcript is spliced from 2 exons. The record is from RefSeq and is a predicted model, not a curated record.